Messenger RNA from Talaromyces proteolyticus, 2017 nucleotides. RefSeq names its product putative cytochrome P450 oxidoreductase. The transcript has 7 exons. The record is from RefSeq and is a predicted model, not a curated record. Gene Ontology annotation, molecular function: oxidoreductase activity, acting on paired donors, with incorporation or reduction of molecular oxygen; monooxygenase activity; heme binding. NCBI's taxonomy places the organism in Eukaryota, Fungi, Ascomycota, Eurotiomycetes, Eurotiales, Trichocomaceae. Bases 214 to 1842 code for a protein of 542 amino acids.
CAAGCAUAUGAGACUUACCCAAACACAGACCAUGCAUAUUAAUUUUGAAUGAUCGAACUGAAUUUGCCGUUAUGCACAUCUCAAUGGUUUUGUGUUUAUAAUGGAAAGUUUCCCCAUGCCAACUUUCAACGGCUAAUAUUCGCACCCACACUUUUUAUACUAGGGACCUUCUCUUUUAUUGUUUCACAGCCCUAAACUUUAUUGCUGGGUCAAAUGGACUCCUUCUUCCUUCUGACCGCAGCAAGCGGCGCAAGUGCGCAUAUUCUGUUAUAUCGUUUUGGCGAGUGGGAUGUCGAAGCACCUAGUCUCGUGGCGAAAUACUUUAUUCUGUUUGUAAUAUUCAUUGGUAUCGAAAAGUUCAACGUGGUCAAUGAAUACAAAUCGGUCAUUUCAUUGCCACCCGGCUGGUCGGCCAAACUGGUUGGGUAUCAUAUUCUGGGCAUUUAUCUGAGCAUGAUUAUCUAUCGAAUAGUUUGGCAUCGGUUAGCUAGAUAUCCGGGACCGUUCUUUGCGAAAUUAUCGAACUUCUACGUUACUUUGCUCUCCGCGAAAGGGCUACAUCUUUAUGAAGAGGUGGAAAAACUUCAUAAGCAGUAUGGGGACUAUGUGCGACUUGGUCCGUCAGAAUUGUCUAUAAACGACCCCGAAGCGGUCAGACAUAUCUACAGCAGCCAAGCAAAAGUGGGCAAGGGAGUUUGGUACACAGUCCUCGAGCCUCGCGUAUCCGUUCAUAUGGAGCGUAACAAGCAAGAGCAUGCGCGGCGGCGAAAAGUCUGGGAUCAGGCUUUCAGCUCCAAGGCUUUGCGUGAUUAUGAGCCCCGUGUCAGUCGCUAUACAAAUCAACUUUUGAGCGUCAUUCAACAAAAUUCUGGCAAUCCGAUUGAUGUCAGUCGAUUAUUCAACUAUUUCAGUUUCGAUGUCAUGGGAGACCUCGCUUUUGGUAAAUCGUUCAACAUGCUUAUUGAUGGGCGAGAUGACUACUUCUUAAAACAGCUCCAUGCUGAUAUGGGAAGCAUUGGGUAUUUCAGUCAUUUGACCUGGUUGUUUCCAUUUUUUAAACGGAUCCCGGUGCUGAAUGCGGAUUAUCUCAGGUUUUGGAAGUGGGUUGGUGAUCGAGUUCAGGAGAGAAUCAAGAAUACACCAAGCCGUGCAGAUAUCUUUACCUGGCUCCUUGAUGAUUUUGAAAAGAAACCAAAAACGAAAAGAAGUCAGCUUGACCUCGAUGGAGAUGCGUAUCUCAUUGUCGUCGCUGGGAGUGACACAACUGCCGCAAUAAUGACGAGUCUUUUCUUUCAAUUAGCUACCGACCCUCAAUGGCAGACUAAAAUCCAACAGGAAUUGAAUACUUUAUCUGAAUUGACGAAUGACCAGCUGCUUGGAAUAAAGCUUCUUGAUGCUCUCAUUUACGAAACGCUCCGACUGCAUCCAGCCGUUCCAUCGGGGACACAACGGAUGACACCUCCUGAGGGCAUCACAAUCGGUGACCAGUAUAUUCCUGGCGAUGUCAUGGUCUGUAUCCCAUCGCAUACGAUGUUCAGAGACGAACGUGUUUUCACUCGCCCUCUAGAAUUCAUUCCCGAAAGAUGGACUACAAAGUCCGAGCUUAUCAAGGAACCAUCUGCAUUUAUUCCAUUCAACGGUGGCCCAUAUGUUUGCGUGGGAAAGCAGCUCGCCCUAAUGGAACUACGCCGGGUGACUGCUGAAAUAUUGACCCGGUAUAAUGUUGCACUUGCCCCUGGCCAAACUGUAUCUGGUUUUUUAAAUGGUAAAAGAGAUGCAUUUACAUUGGUAACGCCGCCACUACAACUAUUGUUUCGGGAACGGAAGAAGGGUAAUAAAUAAUGCAGGAAUGAUGCAGACUCGUUCAAGUCGCACUUUAUACGAAAUAUACAUGUAUAACCGUGGCAGAUAAUCAUUAUUUAUCUCAACUGUUUUCCACAUUUCUUCUCUCUAUUUACCAGUCUUGCACAAGCGCGGUAACAUUUGAAGUAGGUAGACAUUUUUACACACAUAUUGC